This is a messenger RNA of Cladocopium goreaui, 698 nucleotides long. The record is from the annotation of a GenBank genome assembly. Lineage: Eukaryota; Dinophyceae; Suessiales; Symbiodiniaceae.
CAUAACUGUAAUCAAUAUAUUGCGAAUCCCUCUGGACCAACCUGUAUUUCAUGGAAUCUACGCUUCCUGUGCGCAUCUAUGAGGAUGGAGGCUCCAACGAGACGGCGUACGCUGUCCACAAGGCAGUGUUAAGCGGCAUCUUGGGAGGGUGCUCCUACUCAGUCUGGGGUUUCCAGAGGAGAAGAUUGCAAGGACUUGCCAUCCGUUCGGGUGUCGCAGGCCUGUGCUGUGGCAGCUUGAGCUACGGCGUGUUGCUGUGGCAAGCCCAGCAGGCGCGACGCCAUUCCGACUCCUUGAUGCGGCUUCGAGAGAAUGCUGAGGCAGUGUUAAGCGGCAUCUUGGGAGGGUGCUCCUACUCAGUCUGGGGUUUCCAGAGGAGAAGAUUGCAAGGACUUGCCAUCCGUUCGGGUGUCGCAGGCCUGUGCUGUGGCAGCUUGAGCUACGGCGUGUUGCUGUGGCAAGCCCAGCAGGCGCGACGCCAUUCCGACUCCUUGAUGCGGCUUCGAGAGAAUGCUGAGGCCAUUCAGAUGGUGCCCAUCGACAACCUGGCACCACGCUUACCCAUGCAGGAGUUCGACGAGGCCACUGGGCAAAACGCCCUGGAGACCAACGCAGAACUCCUGCGGCAGAUCCAGCGCGAGGACAAGCUUCGCACCCGCGGCGCACGAAGCACUUAGUAUUGGCUUCUGCCAAGAAAA